Oppiella nova is the source of this 593-nucleotide messenger RNA. The record is from the annotation of a GenBank genome assembly. NCBI's taxonomy places the organism in Eukaryota, Metazoa, Arthropoda, Arachnida, Sarcoptiformes, Oppiidae.
GAUAUAAUAAGCUUAGACUCCAGUCGUUAAGAUCUCAGUCGGGGUUUAGUCUUCGCGUAGAAAAAUACUUACAUUUUGUGCCCAAAAGCGAGUCCAACACCAAAAUGUCAGUUCUUCAGCAGAAAAAGCAAAAACUAUUUCAAUUCAAGGGAGCGAUGGCUGCCGUCAUCACACCCUAUGAUAAGAACGGUGAAGUGGACGUCAAGCAAAUAGCCGGUUAUGUCAAGUAUUUGGUGGACAUCAAAGUGGACGGCGUCUACAUCAUCGGCACCACCGGCGAGGGCUAUAACCUGACGAACGACGAGCGCCUGGCGGUGGCGAAGGCCUGGCGUCAGGCACUGGACUCAUCCAAAGCCAAACUGUUGGCUGUGUUUAACGUGAGCUCCAAUUGCGUGAAAGAGGCACUGAAUCUGUCCAAACAAGUGGAAAGCCUUGGUUUCGAUGCCAUCGCUGUUUUGCCGCCCAUUUAUUACAGGCCGUCGACUGUCCAGCAAUGGGUCGACUCAUUGAAAAUCUUUGCAGAGGCGGCGCCCAAUACACCCCUCCUAUACUAUCACAUCCCGUCAAUGGCCGGGGAGUUUACAACCUGUUAG